Passer domesticus (house sparrow) is the source of this 9583-nucleotide messenger RNA. RefSeq names its product TNF receptor associated factor 3 (gene TRAF3). The record is from RefSeq and is a predicted model, not a curated record. Lineage: Eukaryota; Metazoa; Chordata; Aves; Passeriformes; Passeridae. Gene Ontology annotation, molecular function: zinc ion binding; tumor necrosis factor receptor binding. The transcript has 15 exons. The coding region runs from base 678 to 2381 and encodes 567 amino acids. Gene Ontology annotation, biological process: innate immune response; regulation of cytokine production; tumor necrosis factor-mediated signaling pathway.
GGUGAUUGGGAGGAGCCGGGAGAGCAGCGGGCUUCGCCGGGGAUUUCCAGCCCGAGCGGGCGGGAGAGGAAGUGCGGGGCGGGGGGAGACGGCGCACAGCGGUCGGGACUUUCCGCCGGGCUGGCGGUCGCCUUCGCCCGGCUCCAGCUGCCGCCCGCCGCCCCGCUCCCCGCACACGCUCGCAGGCAGGGGCCGAGCGCGCUGCAGCCGCAGCCCGUGCCGGGACCUCGGCGGCGGCCGGUGCCCGGGGACAGAUCAGCCUGCGGCGGAGCGGCGCGGACUCUCCUGCCCGGACGCACUCGCACUCCAGGGCUUUGCAGAUUAACCUAUGACUGACUCAUAAUCUGAGAACUGCAGUGGCUUGUAAAAUAGGAAGCAGGAAGGCCCAAGUGCUUAGGCUUAACUGAAUCAAGACCAGCUCUCAGCAGUGGGAAACAAUGUAUUAAUCAGUCGGAAGCACAGACUGCAGGCUUGUGUGUCACUGGGGUUUGUGUUGUGAAUUUUUUUCAUGUAAACAGGGCAAAGAAAGAAACCAGGCAGACUGUAGCAAAGCUCCCUUUAUUGGCAGGAGUAAAGAGAACCCUAUCAGAGCAUUGAGAAAGCCUAUUCUUCUUUCUUCUCAAGCUGCGGAUCAAAUGAGAUUCAAAUAAAACGAAGGAAAUAAACUAUCUUAGAGCAUGGACCCCAGUAAGAAGUCAGAACCCCCUUUAUCUGUAGAAAUGGUACAGCAGAGGGCCAAUCCUGACCGCAGUCCAUCAGCAUCCAUCUAUGUUCCAGAGCAAGGUGGCUACAAAGAGAAAUUUGUGAAUGCCGUGGAAGAUAAGUACAAAUGUGAAAAAUGUCACCUCAUCUUAUGCAAUCCUAAACAGACUGAAUGUGGACACAGGUUCUGUGAAACCUGCAUGAAUGCCUUGCUGAGAUCUUCUAGUCCAAAAUGUACAGCAUGUCAAGAAAGCAUAGUAAAAGAUAAGGUAUUUAAAGAUAAUUGUUGCAGAAGAGAACUACUUGCCCUUCAAAUAUACUGCAGAAAUGAAAACAAGGGCUGUAAGGAACAGCUAUCUUUGGGUCAAUUACUGAUGCAUUUGAGGACUGAUUGUCAGUUUGAAGAACUCCCAUGUCCUCGUGCUGAUUGCAAAGAAAAAAUACUGAGAAAAGAUUUGCCAGACCAUGUAGAGAAGACCUGUAAAUACCGGGAGACAACCUGUAAAUACUGUAAAAGCCAAGUCCCAAUGAUUAUGUUGCAGAAACAUGAAGAUACAGACUGCCCAUGUGUCAUGGUUUCAUGUCCUCAUAAAUGUAGUGUUAAAACGCUCAUGAGGAGCGAGUUGAAUGCACAUUUGUCAGAAUGUAUUAAUGCCCCAAGUACCUGUAGUUUUAAGCGUUAUGGCUGCACUUUUCAGGGAACAAACCAACAAAUUAAAGCACAUGAAGCCAGCUCAGCAGUGCAGCAUGUUAACUUAUUGAAAGAGUGGAGCAAUGCUCUAGAAAAUAAGGUGGCCUUGCUCCAGAAUGAAAGUUUGGAAAAGAACAAGAGUAUACAAACUUUACAUAAUCAGAUUUGUAGCUUUGAAAUAGAAAUUGAAAGACAGAAGGAAAUGCUGCGGAAUAAUGAAUCUAAAAUACUUCAUUUACAGCGAGUGAUAGACAGUCAAGCAGAGAAACUCAAAGAACUGGACAAAGAAAUCCGUCCCUUCCGACAGAACUGGGAGGAGGCUGACAGCAUGAAGAGCAGCGUGGAAUCCCUCCAGAACAGAGUGACUGAGCUGGAAAGCGUUGAUAAAACUGCAGGGCAAGGAGCUCGGAAUACAAGCCUGCUGGAGACCCAGCUGAGCAGGCACGACCAGAUGCUGAGCGUUCACGACAUCCGGCUGGCUGACAUGGACCUGCGCUUCCAGGUCCUGGAAACCGCCAGUUACAACGGGGUGUUGAUCUGGAAAAUCCGAGACUAUAAACGUCGGAAGCAAGAAGCAGUCAUGGGGAAGACUCUGUCCCUGUACAGCCAGCCCUUUUAUACUGGAUACUUUGGCUACAAGAUGUGUGCCAGAGUUUACCUGAACGGGGAUGGCAUGGGAAAGGGGACGCACUUGUCUCUGUUUUUUGUCAUCAUGCGUGGAGAAUACGAUGCUUUGCUUCCUUGGCCCUUCAAACAGAAAGUGACUCUCAUGCUCAUGGAUCAGGGACCGUCUCGACGCCACUUGGGAGAUGCUUUCAAGCCAGAUCCGAACAGCAGCAGUUUCAAGAAGCCAACUGGAGAAAUGAACAUUGCAUCUGGCUGCCCUGUCUUUGUGGCUCAAACUGUUCUAGAGAAUGGAACGUAUAUUAAAGAUGAUACUAUUUUUAUUAAAGUCAUAGUGGAUACAUCGGAUCUACCAGACCCCUGACAUACACUGGGGGAGGCGGAUUAAACAGAAGGCAACUCCGUUUGGGGGUUUUGUAUCAGUUUGUCUUCAAUCAGAGGUCCUAAAGCUCACAGAACCACCUUGUGGAACAGAUGGAAGAGUUUGAAGGCAUAACUGCAUAGGGUCCAAUUGCGAAAGUAGCAACACAUUAAGAAAUCAUACCAUGGUAUAUUUUUUAAUAGAACUAGCAACACUUGAGCUCUGACGAAUCACUUAUCCCUCGUCAGGAUAGUGGUUAUGGUCAGAGAGGAUUUUUUUUAACUUAUUAAUGAUCUAGUCAAUUGGAGGUGAAAAGACAUAUACAGUAUGUGCUGAAUCAAUUACUGACUUUUAUUUCUUUUAAGCUAGAAUACAAGAAAAACCCUUCACAUGUGGGCUAGCUGGAAAUUGUCAGCAUGUUAAAAGAAGAUGAAGUAAUGUUGCAAUUAUGAUAUUCUUUGAAAAACUGAGGUGCAAUCUUGUCUGAAAUAUAGUAUAUUGUCUUUUUAAGGCCUCAUCUGGUCUCUGUUUUAAUAAUUACUUUGUCAGAAGAUCUUGGAAAAGUAUCCAUGUCUUCUCAAAAGUAUCUGAAUCAAAAUCAUAUUUUUAUUUAAAGUUCUAUUGUUACAGAAAACAUUUUAUUUUAAAACUGUUGAUAGACUGAUAUUUCUUGGAAGAAAAAAUAGAAGAUAUCAAACACUGGUUAUCACUUGUGAUAGGAAAAAAAAACUAUUCAAUUCUGUUAUUUCUCUUUAGAAAUGUAAACCUACAAUAUAUGUCGUAGUUAAUGACACUAUUUCAAAAUUAAGGAAAAAUCACUCAUGGAUGCUGUGCAUCAUUAUCAGAUUUAUAAUUGUUUUCACCCUAAAAUAGGGCAUUUGUUGAACUUUGGAGUUCUAAACGGAAUCCUGUACAUUUUUUAAAGUUCUGCCCCAUGCUUUCCAAUCAAGCUAUAUAUGUUGCACAUUAUGCUGUCAGCAGUAUAUAGUAUUUUCAGUAUUGGGGAGGAGGAUUAGUGCUGAAAAAAGCCUCUAUGUUUGUUCUGUACUAGCAGCCAUUGCUUCAAGACAAACCAGCAAUGUCUUAAUACAGUGAUGGUGGCUUGCAUGCAUACAUGUGCCUUAGAUGUGCUGUGCUGCUUAUAAACCAUAGCUUUUUAUUCAGAUUAAUUCUGAUAUCUGAAAUGGUAGUUUAAUUGGACUUCAGGCAUAAUGUUUAGCCUUGUCUUCAGAGCCCUUAGGUACCUUGUAAUGUACGAAACAGAGGCCAAAGCCCACUGCUUUGGCUUCUGCAGCUUCUAUGACUUGGCCAUGGUGGAAUCCAUCCUGUUGAGGUGCCAAAACGUUAUGCUCAGUGCUCCUAUGGAGCUUGGACUAGACAGUCUCCAUGGCCACUGCAAAGGCAGGCAACAUUUUUCCUCUAAUGCCUGUGGCUGUAAGGUGGCAUCACUUGAAACUAAUCCAUCUGAGAACUCUGGGGCUGUGAAUAUGGAUGCUCGUGGCAGCUUCUCAUAGCAGACAAGCAUCCUAAUGGGGAAUGCAUGGGCUUCUUUCUUGUAACAGCCUCAACUGUAGUGAAAAGCAUUUGCUAGCCCUGAAACAUGCUGAUUGCAACCUGCUGUGUUCAUCUGCUUCUAUUUAAUAGCCUGUGACAAGCAAGUCCAGAGACACAGCCUGACUGUGGUGCUCUUUAAAAUCCUGCUUAAGCAGAGCGGGCUUGCACCACUGUGUUUUCAGCCUUCGUGGGCUUGAAAAACCUAUUGCAUCUCAGCCUUUAGUGUCAGGCUGUAUCCGUUUUCUGCUUUUUUGAGGCAUAGUCACAAUUUUUGUCUAAGGUGCAGUUGAAUUCAUGCCUUUGUAUUUCAGCUUGUCUUUGCCGUUGUCUUUUUUGGCUGUGCCUUCACACACAGUGCCUGCAAGAAGUAUUUAUGGAUAUACAAUGCAUGCUAAGUGGUCUUCAUGGGUUUUCCAGGCACCUGCUAGAAUACUGCCUGCUGCUGAUUGUCCUGACUGUCAGCAGCAACUUGUCUUCCUUUUCUUGCCUUCCAUUGUCCGGGUACUGUACUCCCUCUAUGGUACGUGGCUGUCAACAGGUGCAAGCUCAAAUAUGGAGGCACGUGCUAGCAUUUAAUUUCUAGCACAGAAGGAGGAUGUUCUGCACAAGACAUAAAUAUCUACAGAUAUACCUGCAUCUAUAUCUCUAGAUAUAAUUGUAUGGCACUUGCAGUUUUAUGCAGGCUGCAUAAGUAAACCCAUCACUUACGCUUUAGGGCGAAGGUUCGCUCAACUUGUGUCAUUUUAAUAAUUGUGAAUGUAGGCAGCUGAGCUUUUGUGUUUGUGCAUCACAGAAUUUUACUGAAAACAGGAUUCCCAAGUGGAAAUGUCCAAAGGACUCUCCUCCCAUUGCUAAUGCAUGUCUUGUAAAAUUAAAUGAAACCGUUUGGCCAUCUCAAAACAGUUUAUAUCCUGUUUCAAUCUGGGACUUGGAGGAGAUUUUGAGUAUAAGCAGGGCCCGGCAUAUUCUGCAGAUUUGUGACUACAGUUUCCAACUUCUGUGACAGAAUUGCGCUUCUAAAUCCAAGCUCUUUAAAAGAGGAGGAAAAAAAUCAUUUCCAGCCUUUGGUGAUUGAGGACUUUGAAACAUGUGAAUGUGAAAACCAAUAGGGAAGUCUUCCUGAGUCUGCACACAGCCUAAACUAGUAGCUUUAAGAGAUCUGAAUAUCUCGUCUUGGUGGGAUAUUGACUCAGAAACUUCACAGAGAAGUUUAAAUAUGAACACUGCUAACUAUCUAAAUGCCGAUCACUGUAGCAGAAACAUCAGUCACUGUUGUAUUUCACAGAUCUCUAUGCUGCUUUCCACAUCUCCCAAGUGCCAAAAGCACCAGCUGCCAGAAUCUUCAGCUUCACUUGGGCAGCUUUUAUAAUGCAGUAAUGUGCUAUCGAUAUAAAAAUAUUUUUGCAUAUGUGCUUUUUAUCACAGUUAAUAAAAUGGAGGCCUACUGCACUUAUUUUUUAAAACUACAUGAAGCUGCCAGAGAAUUUCCAGUUUGCCAACCCUGCGUACUGUGAAAUCCAGGAUCUUGCUACACAAAUGUAGACACCGCCUGCUGUGGAAUACCUGAAGCCUUGACUGUAACACCCCUUUCUCCGCAGAACUCACAGGCCAUCUCUGUAGAGUUCUUACUGUGUACAUAGAAAUCGGUUUCCUCUGCUUUCCAGCAAGGAGUAUGUAGCAUUUUGUGAAAACAAGGCCACUGUAUAUUCUCUAAGUUGAAAGGAAAAGAUACCUGGUGCUUUACUCAACACUUUAAGUUAUUUAACUGUUUCUCUCAUCGCUGAAAUGCCCUUUAUCCUUUUUCUCUUUGUUCCUGACUGAGAUAUCCAAAGUUUUCUAGGGACUGUCUGUUUAAAGUGAUUUCUGGGACAACACCCUGCCCCUACGUAUACUCUUGAAUCCUGGCAAGCUCCUGGGGGCUGCCACUAUUGCCAGGGGGUCCCAGAGUAUUUGCAUUACUUUGAACAGAGCUCGUUCAGUGGAACCACAUUGUCCUCUACUUAGUAGUAAUUCUUAGCAGCACACAGCUGAAGUCUCUUGCUGGUGUUCUUUCUUCACGGUGACGCUCCAAGUUACGUACAAACCUCUUCCGUUUCCAGCUUCCUCUAGGGAGAUUCCAGUGUGUGACAAUCUGGAUGUUGCCCUUUGUGUACACUCUUCAGCACAGAGUGAGUGCACCUGUUACCUAGAAAGUCUUGAAUCCUAAGCAGGAUGAAACUAUUUGGGUGUUUGAAGACCAACCUGCAAUUAUGAUGCAUGACCAUGUCUGCAUUGCUUCUCUGAGCUAAUUAACUGGGGUCUUGUUUCAGUUACUGUCUACACGGUACACCUUCAACUGCUGACUUACAAUAUGCAAUGUUGAUUUCAGCCUUGUACUGUAAAUGAUGUUCUUCACAAAGAGAAUGUGCAAUAGGAAAAGGGAAUGGUGGGUGGCAUACUUUUGAUGGGAAAAACACGUUAGUUUUUUAAAAACAUGAAAAAAAUGAAAUGCAGCUUAUUUCCUUUUCUUGUGGUGUUUUCUACUUGGAAAAGGAAAGAUGAAGAUAUGUGCCUGUUUCUGUGCCUGGUGAAUUUCUCAAAUGCAAAGGUAAUAGAGAUUUGUGUUAGCUGGGAUUUAAGUGCUGAACCCAUGAAUGUUAGGCUGUGGUUGUAUCGCUUCUGUUUCCUCAGCUUGCCAUGAUUAUGGCUUGCUGAGCUGGAGUUUAAAAGCUACCACCUAUUUGUAUUUGUAUUCCAUCACCUGGGAUAGGCAUUUCACCAACAGUGCAGGGUAUCUGUUGAUGUUUUGUUCAGUUUUUAAAACACUGGUGCUCUUUGGUCCAAGACUGAGAAGCGUGUAGGGAGCGACAAGGAAAGUUGCCUGCACUGCAGAAGAGUGAAAAACAUGACUGCAGUAUUGAUGCCUUUGAUAUGAUUUAACUAUGCAAAUAUACAGAUAGGUGAGGGGGGAAAUUCCUGGGUUGCAUACCUAAUCUCUUAGAUUUUGCUCUGUAAAUUACUUGUAUGUGUGUAGGUACAUACAUAUACACACAGACAUGCAUGCACAUAAAUAUGCAAAGUCUUUUCUUUAUGUAGAAGUGAUGAAACAAAACCCUUUCCUCCAAGUUAUACUUGAUCAAUUGGUGCAAAUAUAACUUGCUGCUAAAGGAGGAUCUUGGCUAAGGGCAAACUGAUUCGUAUCUUUCAGGUUUGAAGACCUGUAUGUAGCAAACACUUCAUUUAGCUUUUCUGAAGACUCUGAAUUGUAAUUUAGGACACAUGUUCUUCCUCAUGUUCUGAUAAUUUGGAGAUUCCUGUAUUUUAAACAACUAUAGCGAUGGGCAACUUUUUGAUUGCAAAUUAUUUCCUCUAAUUAGGAAAAAAAAUUAUAAAAAGCAUCUGGACCUCUUCCCUGGAAUUCCUGUCCUGUUCAGUCAAUACCUUGAUAUUCUGGUUGACCUGGAAGUCAAAGCUACUGCAAUAAAAGUAAUUGAUUUGGCAGUUUAAUCUCAGUUUUUAAUACUGUGUACAGUGUAUAGCAAGUGCUAUUUCUCUUUUUUGGAACAAGGAAAUCAAGGAUUAGAUGUGAUUUUCCCACAGUCACAAAAGGAAUCUCCUGGAGCCGGGACUGAAUGAGAGGUUCCAGUUCCCUAGCGUUAUCUCUGAAUCACGAGGUUUUACUCUUUUAAUAUAUUUAUCCCUUAGAAGAACUGGAAAAUAAGUUGACAUACCCUGAAGACCCACAUCAGGACAGUAAGGGCUAGAAUUAAACAUACAAGCUGUCGUGAUUUGGGGUUGUUACCCGCGUGGUGGCCCAGACGCGCGGAGUGAAGGCCAGCACAGCAUGUCAGUGUCAGUAACAGCAGCAAACCUGUGUCCUGCUCUGUCUGUUCAGAAUUGUCCAACAAAACCAGUCUUGUUUGAUGCUCCUCUUAACUAAGGAGGGCAAAUACCAUUGUACAGUGAAGUGGGUUCAUCUUUGUUCUACCAGUCAGUGUGACUGAUCAUUUCUUCCUUGUGGGGCUUUCUCCCUUUUUCUGUAAACCAAAAUCUGGAGGGCUUAAUUGUUCUUUCUUGCCUCUUAAUCCAGGCCUUUGCAGAGAAGCACCAGAUAGGAAGGUUGUGGAAAACUUUGGAUUGCUGAUUCAGGGACAUCCUCUUAAGAUUUAGAAGACUAGAGUUAUAAAAUACAAAAGGGAUCUGACUAUUCCUGUUUCUCUUCUAAUAUAUGGUCAAGACUGCAGCUUCUGUCUUCCAUUUCAUGAUGUCAGUGUAGAUACUAGGCUGUGUUUUUUCAUUAUUUCCCCUCCAAGUUAGGAUUAGUUCCUUAGGUUCAAAUCAGUUCUGAAUUUCACAGAGAAGCACCUGAGCCAAAACCCUGGAUUCAAACAUCCCAGACUUGAUGUGGAAUUCAAAUCUGGAUCCCGACUCUGUGGCUUACUAACCUACCCAUUCAGGGAAGGGUUUGUUGUCUCUAUGUGGUGUUUGUGUUUUUGGUCCUUUGGAACUAAGCUUUUAAUUUGGUUGCCAGUUCUGCAAGGACUUUUUAACUUCUUAGCAAUGCCGGUGUUCACACGCUCCAUUGCUGGCAGUGCGAUGCGUAGUGAUAAAAUUUGACUCUGUCUAAGGGUUACUGAGAUAAACCAGCAUUACCAUUCGUAAAGGUCAUUUCUUGCAUAGUGUUCCGAGCUUGGUAUUUGAAUAUAGCUCGCACCUGAAAGGACACAUCUUCCAACUAUGACCUGCAUCACUGGCAGAGAGUUGUGUAAUCUGUACUUGUGGAAUGGGAAGGUACAAGCUUCCAUCGUUGCUGAUGCAUCGUGUAAUCCACCUAUUUUGUUUUUCUUAUCGCUGUUGUUUGGUUAAUACUUUUUUUUUUUCAGUUUUAUAGAAAAAAAAUGGGGAAGUUCAGGAUUUUUUCUACAUGGUAUAAAACUCCAAUGAAUUAGUGGUGACUAAAGAGCUGUGAAAAAUACCCCAUUAGGAGAUGAUGGGCUAAAUGUAGGUCCAUUUCUCUUAGACAAGUAGGAUAACCUUUAAGAUGCAUGGAACAACAUAAAAAUCGGGAAAACUAAAGCUGACAUUUGUUUCCAAGAAAUUCUGUGAGAACUAUCUAUGGAAAAGACAUCAGUGAUUGAGAAUAAUGUACAAAUUAAUGUGUUUGAAACUUGUGUAUCCAUUUCUUUAAUCUCAUACUCUUCAGUGAACGGUACACUUGUGUUCAGUUUUAUGAUCAAAAACAAAGACCAAAGAAGGCCAGCCUCAUUUGAUUGUGUAUAUUCUGCCUGUCUUAAUUAUCAAUAGCUGUAAGGAUACAGUGCAAGUGAUCUGGUAACCAGUGGUUCUCGUCCUUUUCUUUUAGGGGGGGAAAAACAAUUUUAAAAUGUAUAAUUUAUUGCUCAGCAAUAACCAUGUUGUUAAAAUAAUAAUAAAAAAAGGAAUUAGCAACAUGUCUUAAUUUCCCAAUAGCAUUAUUAUAUGUUGUAUUUCAGUUUACUGUAUAUUGUGUUUUUGUAUUUAUUUGUGUUUGGAGGUCUUGCUAUGUCUUUUUGUGUUUUAAAUGCUAAUAAACAAGGACAGUGUGUAAGAGUGUAGAAUGCUGAACUCUGAAAUGCUAAACUGUGUUAUUAAAGGAAAAAUAAAUAAGUAGGAAAUAAUAUUUUUUAAAAAAA